Messenger RNA from Emericellopsis atlantica, 1473 nucleotides. RefSeq lists its product as uncharacterized. The coding region runs from base 1 to 1473 and encodes 490 amino acids. The record is from RefSeq and is a predicted model, not a curated record. The transcript has 4 exons. NCBI's taxonomy places the organism in Eukaryota, Fungi, Ascomycota, Sordariomycetes, Hypocreales, Bionectriaceae.
AUGACUUCCGGUACAAGUGCGAAGCGGGCUGCGGCCAAGAACAGCACGCCCGCCAAGACUCGUCGCUCUGCUUCCAAAACUAUCAAGAGCGAAUCUCCUCUGCCAGCGACGCCCAGCAACCGCAAAACAACUGGCUUCACGUCCAGAAUCCCGAGCUCUGAGGACAUCCGAAGCAAUGGUCGUGUCAACGGUCGCAGCCUGAUCGUUUGGAACCGUCCUCGCAUGACUGAGAAGCUGUUGCUUCAUCUCCACUACGAGUGUAUACGCCACAAGAUCCAGCUCCCAUGGGAUGCUGCCGCUCAUCGUCUUCGGCCUGGCUCCUCUGGCGCUGCCAUCCAGCAGCACAUUGGUCGCCUUCGACGUGAACUCGUUGCUGAAGGUCAUCUCGUCCCGCCCCUGCCGGUUCGUCCCUCCUCCAAGGAGACUGGACACGAUCCCGAGAUUCGUGGCUAUGUUCGCGGCACGGACGGCGAUGACCGAGCCGCCAUUCGCCCAGUUCGAUUCGACGAGGUCUGCGAGGACCUCAAGAUGAGCUUGCCAGACUCUUUCAUUAAGGACGAAGAGACUGAAAUGGGUGAGACCAAGGACCCCAUUCUCGAGACUCCCUCGCGAGACCUGCCCUUUGCGCAGCAAUUCCCUCCGUCACUGACUAGCUCCCCUACACCACUGGGUCCUGCCUUUGCGUAUGCUCACGCUUAUCCUGAGCCCAACGGCCAAUUUGUCGCCAAUCAGGCGGACCAUUUGGAGCCUCGCCUGGCACAUGGCUCGUCAUUCAAUACCGACUCUACAUCGGCCAGCAGCUUCUCUGACAACAGCGACAAUCACUUGAUGGCGGACGUGAACAUGUUCACAGGGCCUGGCGCGGCGAUUCCUGAUGGUAGAUUUAGUGUCUCCAUGAGGGCCAUUGAGAACCGACAAGCUGACCAGCCGCGUGCUCAGGUGGCCUCGGAGAGAGUUUUUACGACUUCUGCCCACAACUCCUCCCAGGCGUCGGCAAUGGGUUCGGCAGCCACUUCUUUCCAGGCUCAGGACCCCCAAGAUCCUUUUCGGGGCCCGCUGCGCCGCCUGGUCUACCAGGGCCCGCCCGAUUUUAGGAGGUGUCCCUACCUGAACCAGCCGGGCGAGCAGUACUUCCCCGAGAUCAGCCCUGCGUACCAGUACCAGGAAGGCCUCAUGAUGCAAGCGGCUGGCACGCGGAAGAUACAGGAGGCGCGUUUCUUCGCCGCCAUGCAUGGUGGCCAUGGCCUCCAAGUUCGCGACACUGAUGUUCAGGAGAAUCGAUGGGAGGCCGGUGAGCAAGGUAACCCUGUUGUCAAGGAGGAGGUGGCCACUCGUACAAGAACGCUGAGCCCAGAAGGAACUCAUCCAUGUGUUGAUCAAAACAUGGACGAGUUUGUCAAGGCUGAAUGUACCGACGACGAAGGAGUUUGGGCCCCCGAGGCUCAGCCCGCCCCUGAACAACUGAACAACUGA